Messenger RNA from Portunus trituberculatus (swimming crab), 936 nucleotides. Its product is annotated as NADH-quinone oxidoreductase subunit I 2-like. Bases 84 to 401 code for a protein of 105 amino acids. The transcript has 4 exons. The record is from RefSeq and is a predicted model, not a curated record. NCBI's taxonomy places the organism in Eukaryota, Metazoa, Arthropoda, Malacostraca, Decapoda, Portunidae.
GUAUAUAAGGGAAGACACGACCACGCCAGACCACUUCGCUACUGCAGUUCGUAAAGAGCACCACAACCACCACCACCACCGCCAUGUCUCGUAUCACCUGCUACCUUGGGCUGCUGCUGGCCUGCUGCGCUCUUGUUCUCAGCAUCCCCCCUCCUGAAGCCUCCAUGCCAGCUGGGGCGGCCGGCUUCCUCCCCGCCAUGGCCCAAGCUAACCCUUUCAUGGCCAAGUUUAAGCCCGGUGCUCCUGGUGCUGCUGCUGCUGCCGCCCCUGCUCCUGCCGCCCCUGCUGGUGCUGCUGCUCCUCCUGCGCCUACCACUACUCUCCCUCCUGCCGUCAGCAACCUCAUUGCCAAGUACAAGGCUGCCGCUGCUGCAUUCUACCCAACUAUCCCCGUGGUUUAAUUCACUCCACCCUACCCGAGCCUGCCAGUAAUCAGGGAAACGACACCAGCCAGCCAGCCGCCCCAAGCCAGCCACCCGCAGACGCAGCCACGAUUCUUUCGCCCGUUACCUUCCCGCGUCUUCAGCACCUCCAGCUUGCUUGCCAUAAGAGGGCAGGUGGUCAGUGUUAUGAUAAACCAGUCACAAUGUCAGGUAUAUUUUUAAUCUCUGCAUUUAUAACCGUCUUGUCAUCUUAAAAGUGCUGUAUAGAUACCAAAGAUUACAUUUAUUUAUACAUGGUGAAGUUGAAAGAAGUGUAGUGAUUGUGGCUGUUCUAUUUCCACCAGUAUAUUGAUUUCGUUUUUUUUUUUUUUUUAAGAACUUAGUGUUUACGUUCAAGAAACCCACCCAGUGCAUGGAGCUUUAAAUUGUACCAUCAUCAUUAUCAUCAGCAUCAUCAUCAUCAUUGUAAUCGGUACUAUCCAAAUGGCUGCUGCUCUGCUUCCAACAACCCCUUAGAGCUAGGUCACCAAAUAAACCAUUGGAAUUAAGGUCA